AUGAGCCCAUUUCCGUUCCGUCAAUUGACCGAAACGCAACGGACGGCCAUCCACUACCAUAUCGGCUUUUCGCAAAAGUUUCUGCUCCGGCGGGUUGCAAAGGAAGCCGUUUCGAUCCGUGACGCGCUGAACGUGUUGAGCGGGUCGUUUUCCGUACAUCACCUGAGAUCAACGGCGGAGCAAUUCCUGACGCUGCUUCGGGCCGAACGGCAGUUAGUCCGGCAACCAACGGAGCCAGAAUAUCGACUGCCCGACGCGAUACACGAGGUUCUGCGAGCGAAUAUUGGCGACAACGACGAGGUGCUCAUUUACCGGCAUUCACAUCUGUGCCCAGUCCGACCUGACCGUGGUGCUGGAGAUGCCCGUCGUUAUGAUCGCAUCCAAGUCCAUAUUGCCCAGAAUCGACGCGGCCGAUGGAAUCUGGACGAGGAGAAGAAGAAGAAGACGUGCGCUGGCGAGACGCACGAAUGGGAAAUCAUGUGGUCUAGCCGUCUUUCGAUUGACGCU
Molecule: messenger RNA, 507 nt
Organism: Mesorhabditis spiculigera
Lineage: Eukaryota; Metazoa; Nematoda; Chromadorea; Rhabditida; Rhabditidae
Source: the annotation of a GenBank genome assembly